Molecule: messenger RNA, 691 nt
Organism: Ooceraea biroi (clonal raider ant)
Lineage: Eukaryota; Metazoa; Arthropoda; Insecta; Hymenoptera; Formicidae
Product: gem-associated protein 6
Biological process (GO): spliceosomal complex assembly; spliceosomal snRNP assembly
Cellular component (GO): SMN complex; nucleus
Source: RefSeq, a predicted model, not a curated record
ACAGUUUUGAUGCUCGAGUCGAUACGUACAUACCAUCUUUGAAUAAAUAGCGUUAAUGUUUUAUAUCACUUGACAGCUGAUUAGAAAUUUUUAUUCUUCUAAUACAACUCAUUGAUGGAUUAGUAUUAGUCAAUUUUUACAAUCGAUUUAACAGUGCAUUGUCGACUCUUGUUUACUAGUUUCAAUGAGUGAACAAACAGAAGACACGAAUUUUUCUCAUAAAAUUUAUAAAAAUGAUCCGACGUUAUUUAUUAGUUACGUCGAAAAGGAAGUUAAGAUAACGAUGAAAGAUGGAAAUGUCCAGUGCGGAGUCAUUUACACAAUCGAUCCAGUGUCAGAAAGCAUUGUGCUUCUACAGUCGGGCGAAUCCACACAAUAUAAAUUGAAAAUAAUAUCUGGUCAUGCCAUCGAGAAUAUCGAAGUCACGUCGGAAGCGAAAACCGAUGUGCCGGAAUUGUUUUUACCCGUAAACACGAAGCUUUCGUUGACGGCGAUGACUAAAAGGAAGAAUAUAGUUAUGCAGUUAUUGCUGGACAAUCGAUUUCCAGUUAGAGAGGAAGGCGAUGCCUUGGUGAUUGAAAACAUCAUGUCGAUAGAUCCUCCGUAUUAUCCUGAAAAUUGUGCAUGUACUAACAGUAUUAUUCUUAGUAGAAUACAGAAUAUUUUGACGCGUGCAAGCGUCGAAUAAACU